Molecule: messenger RNA, 216 nt
Organism: Didymodactylos carnosus
Lineage: Eukaryota; Metazoa; Rotifera; Eurotatoria; Philodinida; Philodinidae
Source: the annotation of a GenBank genome assembly
AUGCGCAGUAGAGGUCUGCGGGACAGUUCCAGUCCCGGUCCCGCGGGACUUUUUACGGGACCGGGACCUAGAGGUCUGCGGGAUUGUUCCGGUCUUGCGGGAUUGUCUCGGUCUUGCGAGAUUGUCUCGGUCUUGCGGGAUUGUCUCGGUCUUGCGGGAUUGUCUCGGUCUUGCGGGAUUGUCUCGGUCUUGCGGGAUUGUCCCGGUCUUGCGGGA